AUGUCGAUUAGCAGUGAGUCGCCGUCCGCCGCCGCGAGCGGUGGGGGAAGUGGCUCCGACGCCGGCGAGAUCAUGCUGUUUGGUGUCAGGGUGAAGGUCGAUCCGAUGAGGAAGUGCGUGAGCAUGAACAAUCUGUCCGAGUACGAACCUGUUGGUGGUGGUAGCAACAGCGAUCCGAGCGUUAAGGAGUUUCCCAAGGCGGCAGAUGUGGCGGAGGGUGGUGGAGCCGCUGGGUAUGCCUCCGCUGAUGAUGCGGUUCCGCCACCGUCCAGCGGGGCUGGAGAGCGUAAGCGAGGGGUCCCAUGGACAGAGGAAGAGCACAGGCUUUUUCUUGUUGGAUUGCAAAAGGUUGGCAAAGGAGAUUGGAGAGGGAUCUCUAGAAACUAUGUCAAGACUCGAACCCCGACUCAAGUCGCGAGCCACGCUCAGAAAUACUUUCUUCGCCGAAGUAACCUUAACCGCCGGAGGCGUCGUUCGAGCCUCUUCGACAUCACCACCGACUCUGUUAUUGAAACACCAAUGGAAGAAGCUAAAAACCAUCAAGAUAGCAACAAUGGAAGCAGAGCUCAACCAGUUUCUCAUUCUCAGCCGGCUUUUGUGCCAUUUGCUGUAACUCCCAAUAUCAAUGGAUUCUCGAUGGUGCCUUUCCCCGUGUCUUUUAGCCCGGUUUUAUUACCAAUGCAGAAAACCGGCCACCACUCAAUGGAAAACUCGGGUUUAGCUCAAGCUGACCGUAUGAAUUGCUCUCAGUCUCAGCCGGUGUUUGUGCAUCAAGUCCCAAUUGUUCAUGUCCCAAUUUCUUCGGCUAUGGCGGAUCGCAACUUCAGUCCCCCCGAGCUUUCUUUGUCGACCGGCGGCCAAUCUUUUCCGGUGAUGUCUAGAUUGAAAAAUGGAGAUGGUUUCAUAAGUGUUGCUUGA
Striga hermonthica is the source of this 918-nucleotide messenger RNA. NCBI's taxonomy places the organism in Eukaryota, Viridiplantae, Streptophyta, Magnoliopsida, Lamiales, Orobanchaceae. The record is from the annotation of a GenBank genome assembly.